GCUAUGUACAUACUGCCGUUUUCGGCAGUCAUGUAUUGGCACAAGCACCGGGCUUCGACCUCUCGUCGUCCUGCUGUGCGAACAUGGCUGUCUCGCUCCUUGAGCAAUGGCCCCCUGUGCUCUCAAAGGUCCAGCUUGAAUCGCUAACGCUACAGGCAACGACCUACGCUUUGUCUCAUGGCCUCGUUUACCUACCGGUAGCCACAGUUCAGCCACCCGCACCGACCUCCACGAUCCACGCACCUCUGGCUCUCUUCCCCUCUCCAUUUCCUCGCAGAUUGUUUCAACAUGCACAGAGGCUGCAACGGAUCUACAAUGUGCUCUACGCACGCGUCGCAAUGGACGAAGAGUUCCUCGAUCGCGUCAUGGGAGAGGUGGAGGGCGUAGGAAAAGUAGAUGAGUUCACAGGGCAGCUCUGGCGGCGAUGGAGGAAACUACGAGACGAGAAUGUUCCUCGACCUCUGCAACUAGGCCUCUUCCGAUCGGACUACCUCGCACACGCUCCCGGCAACGGCGAGCCAACGUCCCUCAAGCAAGUCGAGUUCAACACCAUAUCGUCAUCCUUCGGGGCUCUAUCAGAACGCUCCGCUAACUUACACAGAUAUUUAUUCAAAUCCACACAAUAUUAUGAAGUUUCCUCACAUCUCAGGGAAGAGAACUUCCCUUCUAACAACACCGUUGCGGGACUCGCCGAAGGACUUGCUGAAGCGCACAAGGCGUACGGUGUCCCCAACGCACGAAUACUCUUCGUGGUACAAGAGAAUGAGCGCAACGUCUUCGAUCAACGAUGGAUCGAGUACGAGUUGCUGGAAAAGCACGGUAUCCAUGUAGUCCGACAGACGUUCCGCCAGCUCGGCCAGUCAGUGACAGUGGAUUCUGCUACCCGCGUUCUCCGGAUAACUACCCCGUCCGGGCUACUUUCCGAUGGCUCUAAAUCCGUCGAGAUCUCGACGGUCUACUUCAGAGCUGGCUACACCCCUACCGAUUAUCCGACCCCCGAGUUCUAUGAUACGCGUUACCUCCUGGAAAGCUCGCGCGCGAUCCAAUGUCCAUCCAUUCAACUACAACUCGCAGGCGGCAAGAAAGUCCAGCAGGUUUUGACCAACCCCGGCGUGCUCGAGCGGUUCCUCGGCGACUCCUCCCGCUGGGGCACGGAGGUGUUCACCCCCGCUGAGCUGGACGAGCUGCGCUCGAGCUGGAUGGACAUGUGGGGCCUGGACGAGGACGUCCCCAACGCGAAUCCGACGUCCGGUCCCGCGAACGAGUGCUCUGGCGUCCGGCGGGCCCGCGAGCUCUCCGCGAAGCUGGUGCUGAAGCCGCAGCGCGAGGGCGGCGGGAACAACGUGUACAAGGAGGCGAUCCCCGCGUUCCUCGACAGCCUCCCCGUACAGGAGCGCGAGGCGUGGAUCGCGAUGGAGCUCAUCGCUGCGCCGGAGGGGCUGGGGAACUACCUUGUGCGUGCGGGCGGCGGGACGGAGGGCGCGGUCAAGGCGGAGGUCAUCAGUGAGCUGGGGAUCUUCGGGUGGGCGCUGUUUGGUGGAGCGGAUGGGCGGGUGAAGGAGAAGGAGAUAGGGUGGCUCCUUCGGACGAAGGGCAAGGAUAGUAAUGAGGGCGGCGUGGCUGCUGGGUUCUCGGUGCUCGACUCGGUGCUCCUCAUUGACGAUUGAACAUGCAGAAAGAAGUUAUGUAGGUGUGACAAUUGUGUAGA
Messenger RNA from Rhodofomes roseus, 1708 nucleotides. RefSeq lists its product as uncharacterized. Gene Ontology annotation, cellular component: cytosol. Gene Ontology annotation, molecular function: glutathione synthase activity; glutathione binding; ATP binding. The transcript has 5 exons. The record is from RefSeq and is a predicted model, not a curated record. The coding region runs from base 84 to 1667 and encodes 527 amino acids. Gene Ontology annotation, biological process: glutathione biosynthetic process. NCBI's taxonomy places the organism in Eukaryota, Fungi, Basidiomycota, Agaricomycetes, Polyporales, Fomitopsidaceae.